AUGGAAGGAGAGAAAUCAGGAGUGAUUCCUCAGUUUGUGGUGGUGUUCGGAACUGGAGACUGGGAUUUGGGAGGUAUAGGAGUCGUCAUCAGCAUCUCAAUGCAUCGACACCCAUAUCGCUUGAUAACAUCACCUUGUUUAAGAACGAAGGGGGACUGGACGGGCCUGGGACCAAGAGCUAGAACAUACAGGCUCAUCAAUGGAGGGACAAUGAAGGAGAGAUCCACAAAAGAGGUGGAGGGUGGUGCCUGCAAGGGAGGGGCCAAGGAGGGCACAUCUGUGGGAGACUGGGGAGGUUGCUUCUUGGGAUCAGCAAAGCAGGGGGCGGGGGGUGGUGGAGAGCAGGCCCCCAUCCAAAUCCAGAGCCCUUGCCUCACCUCCCCAGGCCCAGGCUCCCUGAGGUGUCCAGUCUGCUUGUCUACAGAAGACUGUGAGUCUGCCACAGAGCUGAUGUGCCCGGCCUGGAGCACACACUGCUACCAGGGGGCAAUCCAGCUCAGGGGAGGGAAUAUCUUCAGCAUUCUGAGAGUCCAAGGAUGCACGGCCCAACCAGGCUGCAACCUGCUCAAUGGGACUCAGAAAAUUGGGCCCAUCGAAAUGAGUGAGGACUGCAGCCCUAGAGUAUCAAAGAGCAAUUUUCCGACCUGUGAACGGGGGGUCACACUGUACAGCGAUCAAGACCUGUCUCAGAUACCCCGCAAGUGGAACACAGAUCACUACGAGUUUUGUAAAGUUGGGGAGGUGUGUCAGGAGACCCUUCUGCUCGUUGAUGUAGGACAAAAAUCAAUCAUAGUUGGAAGCAAAGGCUGCAGCAAGGAGAAGACGCAGGAUGCCCCGACCAUCACCGUAUACUCGGGGCCCCCCGGAGUGCUGGUGGCCUCCUAUGCCCAUUUCUGCUCCUCCAACAGGUGCAACAGGGCCAGCAAUACCAACGUCCUGUUACAGUCUCUCCCUCUUCCGGCUGCUCCUGCCCCAGGAAACUUGCAGUGUCCCGUCUGUGUGAAUCUCUUUGGAUCCUGCCCAGAAAACCCAGAAAAUGUUAUGUGCCCCAUUGGCACCACUCAUUGUUACAGUGGUUACAUUAUGAUCCGGGAAGGUGGGGUAUACUCCAACUUGAAUAUUCAGGGCUGUGUGACCCAAGCUUCCAGCUCCUUGCUGAAUCAUGCACAGAAAAUCGGGGUCUUCUCGGUGACUGAGAACUCUGAAGAAGAGUCGGUGACUGAGAAUGAGAACCUUAUUCUCCAAGCUGGAGCAGCCCCUGUGCCCUUACUGGCUUGGGUGGUGGGGCUUGGGCUAUCCCUAGCCCUCUGGUGUGAGAUACCUCACUGCUGACCCCAUUUCCCUAUGAUUCUUAGCUCCUUGCUGACGCCCUACCCAGCCUUUCUUUUGGCCUCGUAAACAAACAGCC
This is a messenger RNA of Lutra lutra (Eurasian river otter), 1408 nucleotides long. RefSeq names its product CD177 antigen-like. The transcript is spliced from 2 exons. The record is from RefSeq and is a predicted model, not a curated record. Gene Ontology annotation, cellular component: plasma membrane raft; plasma membrane. The coding region runs from base 1 to 1332 and encodes 443 amino acids. NCBI's taxonomy places the organism in Eukaryota, Metazoa, Chordata, Mammalia, Carnivora, Mustelidae. Gene Ontology annotation, biological process: cell-cell junction maintenance; regulation of integrin-mediated signaling pathway; positive regulation of neutrophil degranulation.